GACAGAGAUAACCCUAAUCUUCAAAUCCUUCCACUCCGGCGACGCCACCAGAUCCCCUAAAAUCGGAACCCCCGUCGUGAUGGGCGACGCCGCCAACGCCUCCCGUCGGCGUCGGCUGGCCUCAAUUCUCCUCUCCCGGAAACCGCGCUUCACCGACAGCAAGAACGAGACCACGGCCGCAGUCGUAUCCAGGGAUGGCUUUACCAUGGAGGUCUCCUUCUGGAUGGCCGACCCACCGCAGCUGUCGAUCUUCUCCAUCCACUGCUGCAGUCCCCCUCAUCUGCAAGACCGGCCGUAUUCCGAGUUCUCAGAUUCGCCACACGUGGUCGGCGUCGGCGCGGAGGGCCGUUUCGUCCUCUUCCGCGCCGUCUUCAACGGCCACUACGCAUCUGAAUAUUUCCUGUACAAGGCCGGUGAGUCGCCGUUGCUCGACCGUAUUCCUUCUCCCCACGAGUAUUGUGAUGACGACCGCGAUGAUCUGCGCGGGGUCAGGGAGUUUGGCAUCCUGCAGCUCGGCAGCCACUAUCUCGUGGCCGCUCUCUGCCUCCCGCCGUCGUCGGAUGACUAUCACCUUCAAAUCUACUCGUCCGAGAAAAAGUCCUGGACCACUAGGACACUGCCCAAUCCAUGUCCUCGGAUCCACAGGAUUAUACCCGACAAGGUGAUCUCGCUUGGAGAAGGCUUACUAGGGUGGGUUGAUUUGUCACACGGCCUGCUGAUGUGCGACUUGCGUCAAGAUAAUGUAAGAUUCAUCCCGUUGCCGGAGCUGUUACCUGGGAACAGAUACAAACUAAAUUGUCCCAUUCCGCCUAGCACCGCAAAGAGAAAGAGAAAACUAGAGGACGAAUCUCACCCAAAUCUCUGGUGGUUUCGGGAUCUCACAUGCGUUGAUGGCGUGCUCAAAUUUAUUGAGAUGGAGAAUCUUGCUCCUGGAAUCCAGUGCGACAAGGAGGGUUUUAUCUACGAUUCGGACUUGAUCAUGUCGCUCGAGCGCAAAGAGGAUUGGAAUUCCAAGCAGCUGUAUUUUGGGGGUGCCUGUAGGGCUGUCACAUGGACUCGGACAGUUUCAUCUAACGGUUGGCGCCAGACAUGCGCUGCUGAUGUCGCUGACAUCUUGGUUGACGACGGAUCAGUGCAUUCGUCUUUGUUGCCCGGGCUGGGCAAAAAGUUGACAUUGGGGGACCUCUACUCAGCUUUCCCUAUCCUGAGCCCGGAUGGUGACGAUAUUCUUUAUCUCAAAUCUGUGUUGGAACCUAGUAUUCAGGAUGGAUGGGUGGCCGCUCUUGACUUGGGAAACAAGGCAGUGAAAGCAAUUGGAAAGUAUUAUCUUCCGGAUGAUUUUUAUUACGAACUUCGCUAUGACCUUCAACAUCCUUUCUUUGCCUGUACAUUGUCCCGCCAUCUGGAUAUGACUCCAGGCACUGAAGUCUCAGCGUGUCGCAAGAUCCCAGAGGAGGCUAGCAGCUCUGCAAAUCAUCCAAGUAACUCCUCAAUCUGUGUGGGUGAGCUCAAUUCCUGCGAACCAAGGAGCAAAAUCCAAUGGCCAUUGGAAUGGGCUCAGAAAAACAAGCGUGCACGGUAUGCUGCUGGGAGUAUUAUGCAGAAUGAUCAUAUUUCCCAGGUCCAUCCUAUUGAAAAUAAUCUGCGGAAGCAGCUUGAUGAGAAGGUGCUGGAGCUAGAGCGGGAGAUAGAGCAUGAGCUAGAGUGGAAGAAAGAGCGGAAGACACAACAGCAGUGCUUCAAAAAGUGGGAUGUGCAAUGCUAUCCCCCUGGGCAGUCAUUGUGGCCCCAAAACAAUCUGCCAGCGCGGCAAUACUUCAACAAGCCAGAUGGACCAUGUGGCCCUGGUUAUGCAUCGUUUGCCCCUGUACAUGGUCGUCACAACUACCAGCCACUGUGGCAGAAGCCACCACCAUUAAAACAGCUUUUCACUCAUAGCAGUGAGUUUGGACCUCAUGAGGUACCCCAGCCAUCCGUCAACAAUAGCAGUGGAGUCAUCUACCAUUGAUUCACCUCCUCCUUCGCAGUGUCAUCCAACACCUAGUGAGAACCCUUGUGUGUUUCAAACUUGAAAUUUGAAGAGGGUUACAUAUUGUCAAUACUAUGCAAGGUAAUAUCCUCUCAUAGUUUGACACUGUUGCUUAUGGUCUAUAGGAUCAUUGCUUAUGGUCCGAACUGUGAGAAAUGUUUAUUUCCUACUCCCUCCGUUUCCAAAUAUUUGUCUUUCUAGAGAUUUCAACAAGUGACUACGUACAAAGCAAAAUGAGUGAAUCUACACUCUAAAAUAUGUCUACAUACAUCUGUAUGUUGUGUCCAUUUGAAACGCCAAGAAAGACAAAUAUUUGGGAACGGAGGGAGUAGAAAUUGUUUGGAAACCAGUAGUAAUCAUGGCUAUGCUUCUGGUAACAGGGGACCUCUUCCUUCGAACCGCUGGGAGAUACAUGAUGUCUCUUUCCAAUAGCCAAGGUAAGGUGAAGAAGUUUUAUCUAGAUCUUAACAGUAGCCAAGCUGCUGAUCGAAGAAGAGGCCUGAUGACGACGCCACUGGAGCUGUUAAUAUAUGUAUUUAUGUACUCCCUCCGUUCCAAAAUAGAUGACCCAAAGAGUAGUAGAUGGGCAAAACCAUCCUACCUUCCAGUGUGGUGUAUGUGUACGGGCUUAAUACUGGACUGCCUUAUUAUAGUAACCUACCUAGCUGUUGAAUUGUAUAGGUGAUGUUUAUGUUCUUCAAGUUUAUGCGUCGCUAUCUUGGGCGACGCUCAGGCUAGCAGGAGGUUUGCUCUGGCUGGAAUGUGGACCUCCGUACUGUUUUGUGGGCCUGUGGGCUGUGGCAGAUGUUUUCUGCUCCCUCCGUAUCUAAAUAUAAGUAUUUUUAGAGAUUCUACUA
Messenger RNA from Triticum dicoccoides, 2886 nucleotides. RefSeq lists its product as uncharacterized. The transcript has 9 exons. The record is from RefSeq and is a predicted model, not a curated record. The coding region runs from base 80 to 2008 and encodes 642 amino acids. Lineage: Eukaryota; Viridiplantae; Streptophyta; Magnoliopsida; Poales; Poaceae.